GAUAAUUUUUAUCUGUACGCUAUAACUAUUAAUCACUCAUUUGUUGAAUUAAAACGUUUAGCCAAAGAAAUAUUUAGUCAAGUAAUUGAAUUAGCAAAUUAAAACCUACCGAAAACAUGGCAGCUUAUAAGAUUAGUUACUUCAACUUAAUGGGCCGAGCGGAGCUGGCUCGUAUUAUGUUGUCUGCAGCUGAUAAAGAAUUUGAAGACGACAGGUUUGAAAAAGAUGAAUGGCCUAGUCGAAAACCAAAUACACCUUGUGGACAGGUACCAGUACUUACACAUGGAGAUAAACAGAUACCUCAGUCUAUGGCCAUUGCAAGAUAUUUAGCUAGAGAUCUCGAUCUAUACGGAAAAAAUAAUGUGGAAAAUACAAAGUGUGAUGUUGUCAUAGAAUGUAUUAAUGACGUGAUCACAGAAACUGUCAAACUAUUCUUUGAACAGGAUGAAACUAAGAAGCCUGAUAUAGAGAAAAACUUAAUGGAUGUAGUUUAUCCACGAUUCCUCUCACAUCUGGAGAAGAUGCUAAAAGACAACAGUGGAGAAUGGUUGGUUGGUGAUAAGCCAUCUGUAGCAGAUUUGGCAUUCUUCGAUUUAAUGAACAGACUAACAGCCAAAAAGGGCGAUUCCGUAUUUGAGUCUUCACCGACAAUGAAAAAACAUUUAGAAAAAAUAACAAACAUUGCAGGUGUACAAAAGUGGCUUGAGAAGCGUCCAGUGACGGAUAUGUAAUCUGAUACUUAAAACUCAUAAAUAUUAUAAUUGU
Molecule: messenger RNA, 765 nt
Organism: Mytilus trossulus (common blue mussel)
Lineage: Eukaryota; Metazoa; Mollusca; Bivalvia; Mytilida; Mytilidae
Product: probable glutathione S-transferase 7
Exons: 5
Coding region: 117-731 (204 amino acids)
Biological process (GO): glutathione metabolic process
Molecular function (GO): glutathione transferase activity
Source: RefSeq, a predicted model, not a curated record